GAGAAGCAAAUGCACAAGGCAGAGCAGGUGGAGGAACAAACCAAGCAGCAGCAACAGAAGCAGCCGCAACAGCAGCAGUAGCAGGAGGCCUCUCCUCUGGUGGAUGGCUUAGGCAUUCCUCCUCCUGCAGCUCAACCUUUGCACCUGGGGCUGGUACCCCCUGGGGUCAGGCAGACCCUCCAAGAACUGACAAUGGGCAAACACAACAGUAAGCUGGCCCCCGAGAUGUUGGAUGACCUGGUGAGGAACACAGAAUUUAACGAGCAAGAGCUGAAGCAGUGGUACAAAGGCUUCCUGAAAGACUGUCCCACGGGCAUCCUCAAUCUGGAGGAAUUCCAGCAACUCUAUAUCAAGUUUUUCCCUUAUGGCGAUGCAUCCAAGUUCGCUCAGCACGCUUUCCGCACAUUUGACAAGAAUGGUGAUGGAACAAUUGACUUCCGGGAGUUCAUCUGUGCACUUUCUGUUACUUCCCGGGGAAGCUUUGAGCAGAAGCUGAACUGGGCCUUUGAGAUGUAUGAUCUGGAUGGAGACGGCAAGAUAACGCGCUUGGAGAUGCUAGAAAUCAUUGAGGCUAUCUACAAGAUGGUGGGCACCGUCAUCAUGAUGAGAAUGAACCAAGAUGGGCUGACCCCCCAGCAACGCGUUGAUAAGAUCUUCACCAAGAUGGACAAGGACAAAGAUGACCAGAUCACCCUGGAGGAGUUCAAGGAAGCUGCCAAGAGUGACCCUUCCAUUGUUCUCCUGCUCCAGUGUGACAUGCAGAAAUAGAGAGGUCGGGGGCCUGGCAUGCAAUCCUGCCCUCCCCUCCCUGGCCUUGCGUCUUCUUGUCCCCUCUUCUCAGAGCUGCAGACUCCACUCCCUGAGGCAGGUUGGGCUUUCUCUGCAUGGCCUCUUCAGCCCAACCGAGCCCCCCCAAAUGAACCACCUGCUAUUGACAACACAUACAAGUUCUUUCAGGCAAUAUUCUUGAGCCUUGCCCCAGAUCUCUAUUAGAUUUCAGUCUUUCUCAUAUCUGCUGACCCCAACAUGUCCAGUGCCGGCCAUCUUUCCUUCCCUGACCAUUCAUUUCCCACUUCCCCCACCCGAACACCGGACAUUCCCUCAAGAUCGUGCCAGCAAAACCUACCUUUGGUGGCCUGCCUAAAUCCAUGACUCUUAAUGCAAGAUCUUGUAAUCCCCAAAUUCUGUCCAACCUCUCUAGCAUUAGGGAGCCCUUUUCCCCUUCUCGUGACCUGCAACAUAAUUUUGAGACAUGGCCCUUAAUGGCAAGUCUAGUGUGUUCUUUCCCUUUACUGUCCUGGAAGCCUCCCCGCCCCCCACAAUCCCCUGAAGCCCCAAAUGGGAAUGGUUCCCCCCUCCUCAUUUGUUUACACCCCUUCCCACUUGAUGCCAUGAAGAGCUUUUGUAAGUUGAGGGAAAGAGAUUCCCCACCCCCUCCAGACUCCCUUCACUUAAAAGAGUGAUGCCUGCUAUAAAAGUGGUACCAUUGGUCGGAAGUGGCUCAGAGUAGUUUUAGUGGUGUGUCAGAACCGCUAAUUCUCUUGUCCUGAUUGACAUUUGAAUCUCAGUUGAUCAGCUGAAAAUCUUUAUGCUAAGGGAGGGUGGAGGAAUAUACUUUUUAAAAGGGCUAUAAGAGUCGGUGGUUGGCAAGGGGAAAAUGCUGUCAAGUUCUGGUACUCCUUAUCCAAGGGAUUCCAGACCAGCAGAUAAGGCAGUCUGGUUUUAGCACCACCUGCUUCUUAAAAUGUAGCUUUGGUGCAUUUUUGUUGGUGGUACAGGGAGUCCUGUGACACAUAGAACUUGGGGAUUGCUAGAAACUUAUUUCUAGGGCUAAAUCUUCAGUGCUGGGGAAAAUAUUCCUACAUUCUGAAGGAGAAGAGUAGUUUUGCUUUUUCCUCUUCUGCCCCUGGGAUGAAUAGAGAUGUCUGCGCUUGGAGCAUUGAAACUGAUGACCAGCAUUUUUUAUGGUAGCUUUUUUCUGGGGGCCAAACUGUUCUUGGCUGGUUGGCGCACUGUGUAUUUUUUCCCUUCCUUGCCUGAAUUGCAUUUGACCCAGGGCAGGCUAGUUGUGUGAAGCUGUUGACAGCUGCUUGACCUGAUUCUUGCCUGCAGCUGUGAUGGAAGCCUCAUUGCCCUGGGCACAAUGUAGGUGAAUGAGGCUAAAAGACAGCAGCUCCACUAUGGGUGGAGCCAAGUAAGAAGUGGCCCUGGAGAAGGUGACCCUUGUAGGUCAUGACUGUGUUGGAAUGAUCCAGAGCAGGCUGGAGGAGUGGGUUGGAACUUGUCCCUGUGGAUGCUCUGCAGGGCUGCCAGCUGACCCACAUUGCAGAGGGAAGGGCCUCCAGACCAGCAUUCUGGGAGAUCACAGUUAAGCUUCCCCUCCCCCUCAGCCCCCAACCUCUGCCCUUCAGCAUCUCCCUCCAGGACUGAAGAUUAUUCUUGGGUAUGUGUUCAGUCUGUUUGUUGUGGUUUUGAAUAUUGUAAUAAUUGUUUACAAACUGUGAUGUUAUAUUUUUUUUAAACUGGGGAAAAAAUAAAAUGUGUCCAACUUG
This is a messenger RNA of Heteronotia binoei (common prickly gecko), 2552 nucleotides long. It is a transcript of the gene HPCAL4, whose product is annotated as hippocalcin like 4. Bases 193 to 768 code for a protein of 191 amino acids. Gene Ontology annotation, molecular function: calcium ion binding. The transcript is spliced from 4 exons. NCBI's taxonomy places the organism in Eukaryota, Metazoa, Chordata, Lepidosauria, Squamata, Gekkonidae. The record is from RefSeq and is a predicted model, not a curated record.